Messenger RNA from Fraxinus pennsylvanica, 2406 nucleotides. The record is from the annotation of a GenBank genome assembly. Lineage: Eukaryota; Viridiplantae; Streptophyta; Magnoliopsida; Lamiales; Oleaceae.
AUGAAUGACUGUCAAGAAGAGUUGCAACAAUACUGGCAUAGGGGUUUGAGAUUUUUGGGAUUGAAACUUUCAACAUCAGGGAUGGGUCAGCAAGUUCAUGAAGGGGAGAAGAAGUGCUUGAAUUCCGAGCUAUGGCACGCCUGUGCUGGUCCUCUGGUAUCCCUGCCGACUAUUGGGAGUCGUGUGGUUUACUUCCCUCAGGGUCAUAGUGAGCAGGUUGCUGCCACUACUAAUAAAGAAAUUGAUGCCCACAUACCGAAUUACCCAAGUUUGCCACCCCAGUUGAUCUGCCAACUCCACAAUGUUACAAUGCAUGCAGAUGUUGAGACGGAUGAAGUGUAUGCUCAGAUGACACUGCAGCCCCUGACUCCGCAAGAACAAAAAGAUACGUAUCUUCCUGUGGAGUUGGGAACUCCUAGCAGGCAACCAACGAAUUACUUUUGCAAGACACUGACUGCGAGUGAUACUAGCACACAUGGAGGCUUCUCAGUUCCUCGUCGCGCUGCAGAGAAAGUUUUUCCUCCUUUGGAUUUCUCACAGACACCACCUGCACAAGAACUCAUUGCAAGGGAUCUCCAUGAUGUUGAAUGGAAGUUUAGGCAUAUUUUCCGGGGCCAGCCUAAGAGGCAUUUGCUUACUACUGGGUGGAGUGUGUUUGUCAGUGCCAAAAGACUUGUUGCUGGAGAUUCUGUUCUUUUCAUCUGGAAUGAGAAAAAUCAGCUCCUUUUGGGAAUUCGUCGUGCCACUCGGCCACAAACUGUGAUGCCAUCAUCUGUUCUUUCAAGUGACAGUAUGCACAUUGGACUGCUCGCUGCUGCUGCUCAUGCUGCUUCUACUAAUAGCUGCUUCACGAUAUUUUAUAACCCAAGGGCUAGUCCAUCUGAGUUUGUCAUACCUCUUUCGAAGUACAUCAAAGCUGCUUAUCAUACACGUGUUUCUGUUGGAAUGCGUUUUCGGAUGCUAUUUGAAACUGAAGAAUCCAGUGUUCGCAGAUACAUGGGCACAAUUACUGGCAUUGGUGACCUAGAUCCUGUUCGUUGGCCAAACUCUCACUGGCGUUCUGUCAAGGUUGGUUGGGAUGAAUCCACAGCAGGAGAGAGGCAGCCACGGGUAUCAUUAUGGGAAAUUGAACCCUUGACUACAUUUCCAAUGUAUCCCUCUUUAUUUCCUCUCAGGCUGAAACGACCAUGGUAUUCAGGGGGAUCAUCUUUUCAAGAUGGCAGUAACGACACAAUAAAUGGCAUGGCGUGGAUGAGAGGUGAAACUGGUGAGCAAGGACUCAAUUCUUUGAAUUUCCAGUCUGUUGGUAUGUUUCCCUGGAUGCAGCAGAGAGUUGAUCCAACAGUCCUACGAAAUGAUCUUAAUCAGCAAUACCAGGCUAUGCUGGCAGCAGGUUUGCAACAUUGUGGAAGUGGGGAUUUGCUCAAAGAACAACUCAUGCAGCAGUUCCAGCAGCAGCCUGUUCAAUAUCUUCAACAUUCAGGCAACCAUAAUCCCCUGUUUCAGCAGCAGCAGCAGAGGCCAACACAACAGCAAGUCAAUAAUAUGUCUGAAGAACAUCAGCAACGACAUAAUUAUCAGGAAUCAUUUUUAAUGCAACGUGAUCAGCUUCAACAGAGGCAGCCAUCUGAUAUUCCUUCCCCUUCAUUCACAAAUUCGAACAGUACAUUUGCAGCAUCUAUUGCUCCUGGAAUGCAUAAUAUGCUGGGUUCACUUUGUUCCGUAGGGAGUGGUAAUCAUUUAAGUUUCUCAAGACCUGAUGAGUCAAUACCCAAAGAGCAGUCACCCCAACAAUCCUGGGGAACAUGUAGCUUGGAUGCCCAGAAUCAUUCUCUUUUUGGUGCUAAUAUUGACACUGUGGGGCUCUUGCUUCCUACCGUUGUGUCUAGUAUUGCUACUUCUUCAGGUCAUGCUGAAAUGUCCUCUAUGCAGCUGGGGACUUCUGGGUUUCAGAAUCCUCUUUAUGGUUUUGUGCAAGAUUCGUCCGAGUUGUUGCAUAACACAGGACAAGUUGACCAACCUGCCCCAAGCUGUACCUUUGUCAAGGUUUAUAAAUCAGGGUCGGUUGGUAGGUCACUUGACAUCGGCCGGUUCAACAGCUAUCAGGAGCUGCGUCAGGAACUAGGUCAGAUGUUUGGGAUUGAAGGGUUGCUUGAAGACCCUAAAAGAUCAGGCUGGCAGCUUGUAUUCGUCGACAGGGAGGAUGAUGUGCUUCUCCUUGGAGACGAUCCAUGGGAGGCAUUUGUGAAUAAUGUCUGGUAUAUCAAGAUUCUUUCUCCCGAGGAUGUGCAGAAACUGGGAGAAAAAGAGGCUCGGUCAUUGAGUCGAAGUGCAUCUGAAAGGAUAAAGAAUGCAGAUGGCCAAGACCUUGUUGGACUCUCAUCUAUAGGGUCACUUGAAUACUGA